Molecule: messenger RNA, 1209 nt
Organism: Daldinia childiae
Lineage: Eukaryota; Fungi; Ascomycota; Sordariomycetes; Xylariales; Hypoxylaceae
Exons: 4
Coding region: 1-1209 (402 amino acids)
Biological process (GO): carbohydrate metabolic process
Molecular function (GO): hydrolase activity, hydrolyzing O-glycosyl compounds
Source: RefSeq, a predicted model, not a curated record
AUGAUCCCUUUACUUUUCCAGGUCUUAUUUAUUGCUGGCGUAGAAGCUGCGUCGAAGCCACAAAUGGGAUGGAACUCUUGGAAUACAUUCAAGGCCAAGAUAAACGAAAGCCUAAUCAAAGAUACCGCAGCCGCCCUGGUUAAGCUAGGUCUAGCAGACGCCGGGUAUGAAUAUGUAAUGAUAGAUGCCGGUUGGCAAGCACACACAAGGGCAGAAAAUGGACAACAGCAGGCUAAUGUGUCAACAUUUCCUUCUGGAAUCAAAGGUGUAGCUGAUCAUGUCCAUGAUCUUGGGUUAAAACUUGGUAUAUAUAGUGAUUCCGGUAUAUACGAUUGCGACUUUCACCCGGGUAGCUGGGGUUAUGAGGAGCUGGAUGCGUAUACUUAUGCGUCCUGGGGAGUUGAUUAUCUGAAAUAUGAUAAUUGCGGUGGCUUUCAAGCUGGUACCAUCUCCAGUCAAGAACGGUUCCAGAAAAUGGGCCAGGCAUUAAAAGAAUCCGGAAGGGAGAUCUUUUAUGCUUUGUGCCAAUGGGGUCAUCAAUUCCCUUGGUAUUGGGCUGAUCAGAUUGCCGAUUCUUACCGUAUGUCAGGAGAUAUAUACGCAUCAUUUGCAUCCGACAAGUCUGGCGUAUGUCAGACGGCAUACUGCCUGAACACAGGUUAUGCAGGUGUAAGUGUUCUAACGAUGAUUCGUAAGAUGAGAGAGAUCUCUCCUUUCCAGAAGCCAGGAUCUUGGGCUGAUAUGGACAUGCUGGAAAUCGGCACGAACACUAUGAACGAAUUUGAAGAGCAAACUCACUUUUCAUUUUGGGCUGCUCUCAAGUCACCAUUGAUUAUCGGUGCUGAUAUUACUAACAUAUCGGAAUCAUCGCUUGCGAUCUUGUUGAAUAAGGAGGUCAUCGCUAUAUCUCAAGAUGAAUUGGGCGUUGCCGCCGCUUACAUCCCUGACCAAUCCACCGAGGGGUCAAUACAGGUGUGGGGAGGUCCACUGAGCCACCAAUAUGUUGUGCUCGUUCUCAACUAUGGUAAAGAGACGGCAAACGUUGACUUGAAGCUGCAAAACCUACCAGGGCUGGACCAAUUAUGUAACAGCACCGAUGUUAAAAUCAGAGAUGUAUGGGGCGGAAAAGACUUGGGAAAAUUCACGGAAGAUAUCCAUCUGGAAGAUGUCGCCGUACAUCAGACGAAAGUUUUACUCAUAUCUUGCUAA